This is a messenger RNA of Etheostoma cragini (Arkansas darter), 4110 nucleotides long. RefSeq names its product ubiquitin specific peptidase like 1 (gene uspl1). Gene Ontology annotation, cellular component: Cajal body. The transcript has 9 exons. Gene Ontology annotation, biological process: Cajal body organization; protein desumoylation. Lineage: Eukaryota; Metazoa; Chordata; Actinopteri; Perciformes; Percidae. The record is from RefSeq and is a predicted model, not a curated record. Gene Ontology annotation, molecular function: SUMO binding. Bases 230 to 3745 code for a protein of 1171 amino acids.
GAACCAUUGUCGGUCAGAGGGGGAAGACAAAGACCGCUGCACAACCGGUAGCGGUGUGAACAGAACGUUUCUAAGACGAACUGGCAAAGGGAUGCACAUGGACAUACUCUGCAUGCAGGGAUUAACAAAUACAGCUCUGUGUGGAUGAAUUUUGCGCAUCUACAUCGUAAUUUAAAAUAUAAUUUAAAUUUGGUGUCGCUCCUCUGGAGGUGAGCCAGGUUGCAGUGACAUGGUAAUAUGUUUUGAAUGGCACCGGACAGCUGUGGACCAGACGAGCAGCAGUGGUUUACCAAUGACUGGUGAAGACACUGGUUUGGGGGCGUUGGCCUCGCCACUGGUGGGGUAUUUGGGAAAAGUUCAGCAAAGAGCUGCUUCACUGGAGAAUUGUCCCUGGUGUACAUCAAAGGGCUUGAUCUAUGUUUUGCGGUCUUUCCGUAUCAACCUCCAGGAGUCAAUCACGCUCUGCACAAACCCACAGUGCCUCUUCCCUCUUGUCAGCCGGUCGUUAGAGGAUGUUUUGGCGAGCCUGGCUCCUGUGGAGCCCACUGUUGGGGAAAAAAGAAAACAUCCCUUUACACUGGAAAAAGAAGAGCUGGUUAGACCCGAAAACAAACGCCUGCGAUCAAGUGAACUUGACAGUUUUGGGACUCAAUGUAGUACAGAGACACUUAUCAGCCAAGUAGAGCAUGGUGCUGUAAAAAUUGUCAGUAGUGGCCAACAUGCAGCACCCAAGACAGACGGUGGAAAGCUAAAUGGAUGCAGGAAUUCUCCAGUUACAGAGACAACAGGAUGGGAGUCACUACAAAAAGAUUGCUAUUUGGACCAGGAGCCAGAGAAUACUGCUUCUAGAGAUACUGUUGUAUCUCCUACGUGCAUGACAACAGCUGGACACCCGCAGUGCUCUGCAGAAGACUUGUUAACCUCUGAUGGAGAUGAGCCUGAGCUUUCUCCUCACCAUGGUGCUCUUGGUACAUCAGAGGCAAAGGAUGACUUCAAGCAGCUGAAAAAUUCUUCUGAGGUGCUGAACAGACACUGCUGUCUGGACUCCAAUCAGUCCUUUUUCACAAAUGGGGACAUCUAUUCAAUUGAAAUGAAUGUUCCAUCGCCACAGCACAAUGAGCAAGCAACAAGGACGGAACAGAAAUCACUGUCUGCGGACAUCACUGCAUGUAAGGAGACGGGAGGCUUUAAGACACCAACUGAGGGUUUGUCCACUACCACUAUUACAGAGUCUGAGAAGCUUGUAUCUGUUCCGAAUCGGCUAUUCUGGAGUAACAGCAACAACCUGUGUUGGCUGGACUCGCUGCUUGUUGCCUUGGUAAACUGUAAGAGCUUGAGAAAGUGUAAACAUAAAGAUGGGCCUCAGCGGUCAUUCGUCUUGCAGCUGAUGACAGGAUAUGAAGACACUUGUGCUGCCAUCCAAAUGCAUCAAAAGACAGGCAGAGAUGGCGUUGUGAGAGUGCCAGAUCAAGUGCUGCAAAAGGCCGAUGGGGCCCUGCAGAGUCUCAGGAUGUCAGUCUUCAAACUACUACAGCCCAAGCUGCAUUGCAAACUGGGUCAGAGGGAAACUCCGGUAUUUGCCUUGCCGCUUCUGCUACAGAUGGACUCUUGGGUGGAGCCUCUCUUCCAGUCGACCUUUUACUGGGAGUUCCAGUGCAGUGAAUGCAAAACUCUCACAAAAGAAAGGGUUACGAAUACUCUCCCCACCUUCACAAAUGUUUUACCUGAUUGGGGCCCUCUGAAUGCAGUCCACUUGGCCCCGUGCAACGUGUGCGGCCAGAAGAAUCAGAGGAGGACCAUGAUGCUGGAGAGUGUGCCUCCGGUGUUUGAGCUGCACUUUGUAGAAGGGCUUCCUAACAACGAUGUCAGAAUCUACGCCUUCACCUUCAAGGGGAAACGCUACUCCAUCACCACUGUCAUACAGUACAACCAUCAACUGAAACACUUUGUCACCUGGAUUUGUAAUUCUGAUGGAUCAUGGCUGGAAUAUGACGACUUGAAACAUCCAAACUGUAAGACCCACCAAAGGUUUCCGGUCCCUGCUCAGGAGAUGCACAUCAUCUUCUGGGAGGUGGAGGAGGAUAAAGAAGAGCCUUGUGCCUGUUCUCCCUCCAGCACAUUUCCUGAGUCUCCCCCAUCUAAAAAUGCGAUGAACUCCGGUCAAGGCGACAAAGACUUAACAGCAGAAGAACUGGCUCCCGAUCAGUCUCUACUUAUGUCUUUCGACGACACUGCCGACAUCGUCUGUGCACUCACGGCAUCCGAAAACAGCAGCAACGACAUAGACACAACCGUCACAGCCGGUGUUGAUACAUCGAUAGGUUCAACGACGCUGCUCGAUGCCUUUGAGGGUCUUUCCCAUAAUGACAUCAUAACGCUCACACUGGUGGAAAUAAAAGAAGAGAAAGAAAUGCAGCCUUUCAAUGACAACGAACAAAUGGAUGAUGUCAGUGUUCCCAGCCGGAAUGAAACCCUUGACUCAACCCCAGAUAGCUCCUCCGCUGCAGUAGGUAGCGAAAUGUCUCAGGGCCCUGAUGUUGAGCUCCCCACCACCUCCACUUCCGAUUCUGCCAAUGGCUCGUCAAGUGAUCCCACGUUUGUGCCUGGUGGCAAGAGAGGACGAGGGAGAGGCAGAGGCAGAGGCAAAACAGUUAGCAGACAGACGGUUAAAAAGGCAGCCGUGCCAAAAGUGGCGCCGAAUAUUUCAACUGAAUCUUCUGAGCUGUCUGAAGUGAUCAGUAGCAAACUUAAGACUACUGCUGCUGCUGCUGCUGGUCAGAAGGACACACUACCUGUUGAACCUAGACAGCAAGCGUCCCCCGUGUCUUCUACAGAGGCCUCAUCCCUGUCCGCUAGUCAGAUGAGUCACCCAGUGCCGCCUCAGAAUGCCCGCUGGUCCUUCCUGCUCAGCAAACACCCUCUGAACCAUGUUCACAAGUCGAUUGCUAAACUCACCCCCAACACCUUGGCCACACAAGUAAAGUCCACUCCUCCCGCUCACUCCACGCCCAACCCUGUGAGAAGACCGCAGACUUGUGAUAGAUUCUUCCCUAAACCACAGCUCAGGACAGAGGAGAGUGAAGGUCUCCCACCUAAAGCUGCAGAAAUGUACGGUGGAUUCGGUGCAAAGAGCUCCAACGCCUCAAGUCCGGUCCCUUCUCCUGCACUUCUCAAUGGUAAAUCAAAGCCGUUUCUACCCAUAACUUGUAACCAGCACAAAUCUCUAAAAAACACUACGGUGGUGUCUGGUGCACCAAUUCCUAUGCCUGGAGGAAAGCUCCAUGAAAUAUCCUCCUCAAAGAAAGCUAGCAGCCAGUCCUCGAAGCUUCCCGCGGGUCUCAGUGACACAGAAGCCCUCAGGUACAAGCUGAUUAAGAAACUGAAGGCAAAGAAAAAGAAGCUCGCCAAGCUGAAUGAAAUGCUGGGUCAUCAGGGCUCCCCCAACACCGUCACUUCCAGCACCUACGACGGCUCCACCUGUGAUGACUUCCUCUCUGACCUUCUCUCGCCAGCAACAACAGCCAGCCACCUUUCACCAGACAGCAGCGGCUUUCUUGAGAUGCUCGCCAACGGGCAAGAUGGAGUUGACCAGUUGGACUGUGGGGUCAACGCCGUCGCUGCUGUGUCGCAGAUGAACGCACCCAACGAUGAAAACUUCCUGGAUGAGUUUCUCUCGCAGGCUGAGGCUGAAAGACCAACUGAGAUGGAGGCCGAGGCACUCCAUGCACUUGAACUUUUUAUUUGAGCUGCAAGCUCCAAGCACAGAUAACGUUGACCAUGACAAACCUGACUCUAAACCUCCGCUAUCACUCAAAUGUCAGUUCUGAGCAGCCUGUUCCGCAUGAAAAUGCAUUUUAUAAGUUUAAAGUAAUAUCUAUUUAUGUUGCUGUUAUUUUCCAUGGUUUAUUAGAGUUUAUCUACAUGUUAUGGAUGCAUUUGUAAACCUUACAAUUAUUCUGCAAGUUUGGCACUUUGUAGUGUAAAUAUUGUAUGUAACUGAGUUGUAUGAAGCAUUCGUAUUUGCAACCAAAUCUGUUUGUUUGCUCGUUUUUGAUAAAUUACUUGAAGGUUCUCAUGUAACAAUUUUUAUGUGUCAUUUAAUAAAUACUU